Molecule: messenger RNA, 2142 nt
Organism: Capronia coronata CBS 617.96
Lineage: Eukaryota; Fungi; Ascomycota; Eurotiomycetes; Chaetothyriales; Herpotrichiellaceae
Exons: 1
Coding region: 1-2142 (713 amino acids)
Biological process (GO): regulation of DNA-templated transcription; DNA-templated transcription
Cellular component (GO): nucleus
Molecular function (GO): DNA binding; DNA-binding transcription factor activity, RNA polymerase II-specific; zinc ion binding
Source: RefSeq, a predicted model, not a curated record
AUGGAUUUGACAUCGUUUACUGAUUACAGUCUGACCUCCCCAAAUCGUCCCAAAUUGGGACGGGCUGCAGUUGCUUGUCGGAGAUGUCGUCGUCUUCGAAUCAAAUGUCAGCACGAGGGAACCCGUUCUCCGUGUCAGAACUGUCAGGGGGGCAAUCACGAGUGCAUCUUUCCUCAGCGAGGCGAGCCCGACUAUGAUCGCGCGUUCAGACAAGAUCGAAGGCGAAUGAGGCAGAACCAACAAGAACUGUCACGAGGGCAUUCCCUUAGUUCGGAUAACGCUUCUUUGCCAAAUGUACUGUCGGAUGGACCAGAAGAUCGGGGUCUAAGAACACAAAAACCUCCUAGGUCGCUUCACCAUUAUCUCCAUGCGCACCCGGGAGCGGAGGGGCUGCAGACAGGAAACACGACACCAACUGCCGCAGCAACGGACUGGACUCUUCUUCCCCCGUUCGAAGAAGUCGUGGAAGGUUGCAAGGUCUUUACUCUGUCCUACUUCCAACUCGGUUUCCUCCCUAAGACCAACUUCUUCGAACGUCUGUCACAGGAAAGAGAUUCCAUCAGCAUCUUUCUCCUCCUCAGUAUUCUCAGCAUCUCUGCCAGAUUUACGACGCGGUUGGUCCAAAGAUAUGGCAAUGGCACGAAGGCCACGGAUUACUUUCUCCACAAAGCUGCAGCCAUGGUCCCGGAUCAGAUGUAUCGGCCUAGUUUGGAUGCCAUUCAGGGGUUCUUCCUGAUGAGCCUUGCAGAGUGGGGCAAGGGUGAUAAACAUCGAAGCGCGAUCCACAUGGGGAUAGCUGUACGCAUGGCUGGCAUGUUGCGACUUCAUCGUGAAGAAACAUACCAGCUUCCCGAAAACGCGACGGCCGACGAGGUGGUCAACGCCGAGGUGGCCAGGAGGACUUUUUGGAUGUUGGAGAAUCACGACAAUCUACAUUCGGGCUACAACUCCCCCGUCUGCUUCUCCCUUGACGACAUCACAACUCUAUUGCCAUGUGAUGAGCAAGACUUCGCCUUUGGUCUGUUGCCCCCUGAACGUGCAGCAUUGAUGGGAACACCGCCUGCCAUUCAACAUCCUGAGCUCACGCAAUCUUCCACACGCUCCUUGUUUGCCACUUUAAUCCAAUCCCAUAACAUUUGGGGUCAGGUAGCUCGCCGAGUGGCUAGCAAUGAAAGACCAAGUCUUCCCCAGAAUCCUAUGUACACAGGCCCGGAUAUACAGACUCGGAAGCAAGACUACCUGCGUCUCUCAAGCACUUUGCAGGACUUUGAACGCAGUCUUCCGCUCCGUCAUAGUUGGUCAGUCUGGAACUUUCGAGGUUUCAAGACUCAGAGAUUAGAAUUGGCAUAUCUAUCAGUUGUCAUGAUGAUCAAGCUAAGCAAUAUCGUUCUUCGACGGAGCUAUCUACAAGAAAUUCUCGCAGACAGCGACGACGACAACAACGACAGCAGUGGCUCUGGAGGCCAAAGUGGUACGACGACUAGACCACGUGCGACUCUGGAGGCCCAGAUAAUUGCGGAAAUGUUCGAAAAUAUGAUCACUUUACAUGAACAGAUCGACGCUUUCUUCUCCUUGAGUUCCCCAGACCAGGGGUUCCCGGCUUUCAUCGUCUUCUGCAUCUACAUAUGCGGCUCCCUGGCGAACCACCUGUUGCAGCGCCCACUGAAGAUCCCAGCCUCUGACACCGACCGCGCCCGAGCGAUUUUAGAAAAGUCGACAGAAGAAUUGGGCAAUUUGCAAGGCGCUUGGCCCAUGGCCAGAUGCUGGAGCGAGGCCCUCGACAAGGCCAAGCAGCUGCAAGCAACGGUCUCCACGCCAAAUACUUUUGACGUUGCUGUUGAGUCAGAAAGGAGCCAGGAGGAUGCCAGAUAUGUGAGAGUUCCUCAUUCUUCGCAGUCUGGUCAACGAGGCUGUUCCUCCGAAACUCUUCUUGUUGGCAGCAACCAUGGUCAAAAGCGUCCUGUCGACGUUGUGGCCGACUCGGGUAGUCAGCAAGACCAUUCGAUCAAUAGCACCUACAACGCCACAGAUAUCCUGGGAUCGAGGCAGGAUCCGUGGAACGACAUCUUCAGCAGCACUGGUUUGACGGAUAAUCUUGAUUCGGAGCUUGCCUUCUACCUAUGGCCGGGACUGGAAGUAUGA